Messenger RNA from Cyphomyrmex costatus, 726 nucleotides. RefSeq names its product E3 ubiquitin-protein ligase RNF12-B. The transcript is spliced from 4 exons. The record is from RefSeq and is a predicted model, not a curated record. NCBI's taxonomy places the organism in Eukaryota, Metazoa, Arthropoda, Insecta, Hymenoptera, Formicidae. Bases 1 to 726 code for a protein of 241 amino acids.
AUGAUAGUCAGUGCGGAAACACCAUCGGAUCUUGAUCCAGAACUACAAGAUGACAAUCAUGUUGAAAUUCGUCCGUUACGCUUUCAUGACGAUGUUAUACCUUUGCAGUUUUUACUCACGCUGGUGGCGAUGGCGGUCACGGCAUGGCCCUCGUUCUUGGUACACGAAGGUCAUGGUCUUGGAGCAGAUGAGCCGAAGCUCAUCUCGCAAUCAGUACAUUUACACGAGGUGCCGACCAAGGUGAUCAAGGUUACUAAGACAGUAGCUAUCAAGGUCCCUGUACCGUAUCCCGUUAAGGUACCUCAUCACAUCCCAUUUCCGGUGCCCGUCAAACAUCCUAUAGCAAUUCGAGUACCACAGAUAGUGAAAGUGCCGCAGCACGUGCCAGUGCCUAUAGAAAAGCCAAUUCCGGUGGAAGUGCAUCAGCAGGUGCCGUUCCUGAUAUCUAAACCGGUGCCAAUACCGCAUCCGGUUCCCGUACCUCAUCCAGUUACUUUAACCAAGCCGAUUUUCAUCCCUGUGCCGAAAACGAUCCCGAUUCCACAAUCAAAUCAUGAUGAAGGUGGCAUUUCCACUGGAACAGAAGGCGGAGGUGAUCAUGCUAGCCAUGAGACGGCCCACUAUAGCACUUAUACCUCUCAAGGCCAUGAAUCCUACGAUCAGCAAAAUAGCGACCAGCAGGUCCAAUUCCAGCCAUCUCAGCCCGACUACUCGACCGAUCAUUAG